This is a messenger RNA of Antrostomus carolinensis (chuck-will's-widow), 1661 nucleotides long. It is a transcript of the gene RCOR3, whose product is annotated as REST corepressor 3. The coding region runs from base 52 to 1473 and encodes 473 amino acids. Lineage: Eukaryota; Metazoa; Chordata; Aves; Caprimulgiformes; Caprimulgidae. The record is from RefSeq and is a predicted model, not a curated record. The transcript has 10 exons. Gene Ontology annotation, biological process: regulation of transcription by RNA polymerase II; negative regulation of DNA-templated transcription. Gene Ontology annotation, molecular function: transcription corepressor activity. Gene Ontology annotation, cellular component: histone deacetylase complex; transcription regulator complex.
CCUUGUUUUCUUACAGGUGCCACAAAAUAUACUGAUAAAGAUAAUGGAGGGAUGCUUGUAUGGUCUCCGUAUCAUAAUAUUCCAGAUGCCAAGUUGGAUGAAUAUAUAGCAAUAGCAAAGGAAAAACAUGGAUACAAUGUGGAACAGGCUCUCGGCAUGUUGUUCUGGCAUAAACACAAUAUUGAGAAGUCCCUUGCGGAUCUCCCUAACUUCACACCUUUUCCUGAUGAAUGGACAGUUGAAGAUAAAGUCCUAUUUGAACAAGCAUUUAGCUUCCAUGGAAAGAGCUUUCACAGGAUCCAGCAAAUGCUUCCAGACAAGACUAUUGCAAGCCUUGUAAAAUAUUACUAUUCUUGGAAAAAAACUCGCUCUAGGACAAGUUUGAUGGAUCGGCAGGCUCGAAAACUUAAAAAUUUAGCCAAUAGAAAUAAUCAAGGUGACAGUGAUGAUGACGUAGAAGAAGCUCAUCCAAUGGAUGGAAAUGAUAGUGAUUACGAUCCCAAAAAAGAAGCCAAAAAGGAGGGCAAUAACGAGCAGCCUGUUCAGACCAGCAAAAUAGGUCUGGGUAGAAGAGAGUAUCAGAGCUUGCAACAUCGCCACCAUUCUCAGCGUUCCAAAUGCCGUCCACCAAAAGGCAUGUACCUGACCCAGGAAGAUGUGAUAGCUGUUUCCUGUAGUCCCAAUGCAGCCAACACAAUUCUUAGACAGCUGGAUAUGGAACUAAUCUCAUUAAAGCGACAGGUUCAAAAUGCUAAGCAAGUAAACAGUGCACUUAAACAGAAAAUGGAAGGCGGGAUUGAAGAAUUCAAACCUCCUGAGUCUAAUCAGAAAAUCAAUGCCCGUUGGACCACAGAAGAGCAGCUUCUUGCAGUACAAGGUGUCCGAAAAUAUGGUAAAGAUUUUCAAGCUAUUGCAGAUGUAAUUGGCAACAAGACUGUUGGCCAAGUGAAGAACUUCUUUGUAAACUACAGGCGUCGGUUUAACUUAGAGGAGGUAUUGCAGGAAUGGGAAGCGGAACAAGGAACCCUGGCUUCUAAUGGUGAUGCUUCUGCUUUAGGGGAGGACACAAAAAAUACUUCUAAUGUGCCAUCAGGAAAGAGCACUGAUGAAGAAGAUGAGGUGUGUUUUGCACAAAGCACUCCGGCCACUCAGUGUUUAGGCCCUUCACCUCCAGCGCAGGCAUCUGCUCCAGCGCCUACCGCUCCCAUGGCAACUUUAAACCAGCCACCCCCGUUACUUCGUCCAGCGCUUCCUGCUGCUCCUGCUCUCCACCGUCAGCCUCCGCCACUUCAACAGCAGGCGCGGUUUAUUCAGCCAAGGCCGACUCUCAAUCAGCCUCCCCCACCACUCAUCCGCCCAGCUAAUUCCAUGCCUCCUCGUCUAAACCCAAGGCCAGUGUUGACCACGGUUAGCGGCCAGCAGCCACCCUCGCUUAUCGGAAUUCAGACAGAAUCUCAGUCCACUCUGCACUGAAGAAAUAAAGCAGAAUUAUGCUAACUCCUACAUUUGAAAAAUUGUAUCAAUGUACUUUUUUUUUUUUUCUUUUUCCAAAUAAUGAAGGGGAGAAAAGAGCAAGCCUUCACAGAUAUCAGACCAGUUUUACAGAGGAGCAAGCUAAUAACUAGAAAUGGAACCACGUGAAUGACCACCUGUAUAAAAAU